GUAAUAUUAUCAGCUGUUCAUUUUUCAGGAGUGUGCAGACAUGGCUACGCUUUGCUCGAGAUUUUCAAUUAUUUCAAGAAGAAUUUCUACUUCUAGGAUCUUUGCCACUAAUAUGGCUGAUCCCCUAGAGCAUGCUACUGGCUUAGAAAAACGGGAGCUUCUAGCACGGGUUGCUGGAAAUGAUAAUCCUUUUGAUUUUCGUGUGCUGAAACGUGGGCCUGGUACUCGAGACUGCCCAAAUCAGGUCCCAUCUAGUUUUGAUUCUCGGUUGGUUGGAUGCAUCUGUGAAGAAGAGGCUUCAUCUAUUCAGUGGAUGUGGUUGCACCAGGGUUGUCCUCGUCGCUGUGCCUGUGGACAUUGGUUUCAGCUGGUGUACAAAGCACCAGUCUAGUCACUUAUGCUGUUUAAGGAUCAGUUGAACACAGUCAUCAUUUUAAUAUUAAAAAAGCAUUGUUUGUAAUAAAUUAUAAAUAUGUUUGAGAAUGAUGCUGUUUGCCAUCUGUAUCAUCAUUUCUGUAUAGCUUAUUAGUCAAUAUUAAAUGUCAAUGAUUAUGACAUUAUUGAUAAUUUUCUUUAUUCUUUGUCGAUUUCAAUGAAUAAAUUGUCUUAUUAAAUAGUACUAAUAUUUACUUUUAUUCUAUUUGUUUAGGUUCUAUGAAUUUUUAAACUGCCUAUUUGUUUGUUGAUUGUCUCUAAACAGGGCGAGUCAGGAGGGAUAGGCCAAAAUCCAGGAGUAUAAUAUAAUUUUAAAAAAUUCACAUAUUCUUGUCUGAUUUUCAUUUGUUUGAAUUUUAUUGCAUAAUCAUAAAUGAUCAAAAUGUCACAAAUGAACAAUAUCUCAUACAUGUAUUAGUAUUUCAGUUAUUGAAGUCUUAUUUCUAUAAAUUUCUGAAAAUAGUAAUAUUGACUUCUGAUCAUUUAUGGUUUUGUCUUUGAAAAGCAACUGAAUGUUUCAUUUCUUCCUUUCACGGCACUAGCAGAAGUUCUUAUACCUUGAAUUAGUUUCUACUUUUACUUUGUAUACUUUAUCUUUGAACCAGCCUCAUAAAUAAUAGUCCAGUACUAUGAGGACUGGAGAUCUUGGAGGCCAACUAAUUAGAACACCGCAGCCAAUCCAAUGUUCUGGCAACCUUUAAAAUGAAUGGGAGCUCUGUCAUGAUGAAAACACAUAUGCAUUCUGAUGUUUAGAGAAAAAUUCUCUAAUACUCCUUGUAAUUCAAAUUGUAAAAAAUCUAAGUAGUCGUCUUAUGUGAUUCAAUUCUUUAAAAUGAAGUGGUCAGUUAAAUCUAAUAUGAUUGUAACUUGUUUACAAUAUGCUGCAAACAAAAUCAUCACACUGAUACCGAAAUCCUAAUAGAAGUAUGAGACAUUGUUUAUUAGUAAUUAACCAAUUUAAACAAAUGCAAAUUGAAUGAAAAUAUGUGAGUUUUUCUUCUUCUGAACCCACUCCUGGAGUUUAACCUGUUCUUACCGACUCGCCCUUUCUAUUUGAUAAAUCUUGUGUUUUUAAUUAAUUAUAUAACCUGCGAUCCUAUGAUGUAAACAAGCAUACAAUUAUUCUCUAUUUUUUUUACAAAUGAGCGCACUUGUGUCUGCAGACACAUGCUCAAAAAUUCUGAUAUUUGUUUUUAAAAAUAUAUAGAUGUGCCUUUCUUA
Molecule: messenger RNA, 1656 nt
Organism: Nezara viridula (southern green stink bug)
Lineage: Eukaryota; Metazoa; Arthropoda; Insecta; Hemiptera; Pentatomidae
Source: the annotation of a GenBank genome assembly